CCUUAGCCGCAAACGUUGGUCAACGACAAGGGCAAGUACCCCACGCUGACGCGCAUGUCGUACUGCCAGUGCCGCCUGCCGCGCGUCUUCACCAGCGUGUUCGAGCGCUUCGGCUGGACGCACGUCGCUCUGCUGUUGGACAAGUCGGAUCUGUUCUCGCUUACCGUUGGUAAAAGCCUAGAGUGGGGUCUGCGGAAGGAAGGCAUUCUCAAAGCAGUUCGUGAGCUGGACGGCAAUGAAAGCGAGUCCUGCGAAGCGCUGCUUAAGGAUGUCAGCAUGUAUGCCAGAGUGGUAAUACUAAGCGUCCGUGGAUCUUUGGUGCGGGAGUUCCUCCUCGCAGCACACUCGCUCGGCAUGACUCGUGGAGACUGGGCGUUUCUGGAUGUUGAGAUAUUCCAGGGUGGUUACUGGGGUGAGACGGGAUGGGCAGCCGGGGACGACCGGGACGCGGCUGCGAGAGCCGCUUACGAGGCUUUACUGAGGGUCUCGCUCAAGCUGCCGACCGGGGAUCGCUUUGACGAAUUUGCGGAUACUGUAAGGAUGCGCGCCAAGCAGCAAUAUAACUACACGUUCUCGGACGGAGAAGAGGUGAACUUCUUCAUCGGCGCAUUCUACGAUGGUGUAUAUUUAUUGGGCAUGGCGCUAAACGAGACCUUGACCGAAGGAGGCGACAUUAGGAACGGACGAAACAUCACUAGCCGCAUGUGGGGACGAGAUUUUCACGGCAUCACCGGCCAUGUGCGUAUUGAUUCGGUCGGCGAUCGCGAUGCUGACUACGCCAUCUUUGAUUUGGAUCCUGUCACAGGAAAAUUUGAGGUUGUGGCUUUCUACCACGGCCUGAACAGCAGCUAUAAAGCUGUCCCGGGGAAGGCGAUCCACUGGCCGGGGGGCAAGCGCGGUCCACCCCCGGAUAAGCCGCGUUGUGGUUUCCUUGGAACGGACCCCAUGUGUCAAGGAGGUACAGAGGCGCAGGCCGUUUUGAUAUAUUGCUUUAUUGGGCUGGCUGUUUUCCUCACUUUGGCGGUGACUGCCGGAUGCGUUGCCUACAAGCAAGUGCGUAUAGAGGCUGAGCUGAACAAUACGGCGUGGCGGGUGCGACCCGAAGAAGUGCUGGUGGAGGUGGGCACCGGCCUCGGUGCCAGCCCUGCGCUGCACAGCAUCAACGAAGUACUCAAAGUGAGUAUACAACACGGCCUGUCUCUAGGUUGGAGCGCUCGCAGCUCUGGUUCUCUGGGCACGCCGGUGACCCUGACCCCCUUCACAGUCGGCCUGUACAAGGGCAACCGCGUCGCUGUCAAGAAGAUACACAGGAAGAAAUUGGAUUUCAACAAAAAGCUGUUAUGGGAGAUAAAGCAGGCACGCAACGUGUCCCACGAGAACACCGCUCGGUUUAUCGGAGCUUGCGUGGACUGUCCCCUCAUGUUCAUCCUGACGGAGUAUUGCCCCAAGGGUUCGCUGAAGGACGUGCUAGCCAACGAGGAGUUGCAGCUGGACUGGAACUUUAGAACUUCGCUGGUCCAUGAUAUUGUGCAGGGCAUGUGCUAUUUACAUAGCGGGUUAGGAGCGCAUGGGAAGCUGCGUUCCUCGAACUGCCUCAUCGAUGGACGCUUUGUGUUGAAGAUAUCCGACUACGGACUGAACACCCUCUGCACGCCCACUGACUUGAUUAAGGACGACGCCUACUAUUUCAAACUCCUAUGGACUGCUCCUGAGUUGGUAGCAGGCAGCGUCUACCCUGGUGUGGUGUCGUCCCUUAAAGGCGAUGUCUAUAGUUUUGGCAUCAUUCUUGAGGAGAUUGUAUUACGUGCUGGACCGUUUCAUCAUUAUACUCCUGCUAUGACGAAUAAAGAAAUAGUGACUCGUGUAUGUGCGCGCGAAUCUCCACCAUUUCGCCCAGUUGUGGGACUCGGAGAAGUGGGCACAGCGGGCGGCGCGGCGGCUGAACUGCUGGAGCUGGCGGCGCGGUGCUGGGCUGAUGCAGCUGACGACAGACCCUCGUUUGACACCAUCAACGCUAACUAUAUUAAGUAUAUUUGCAGAGGGUAUUGCGAUAAUUUGAUGGACGACUUGCUGCGGCGCAUGGAGCAGUAUGCAAACAACCUUGAGUCACUCGUCGAAGAGAAGACGGAGCAGUUGUCUUUAGAGAAAAAGCGAUCAGAGGAAUUGCUGUAUCAGGUCUUGCCAAGGCCAGUGGCUGAACAACUAAUGGCAGGCGAAGUGGUUCAGCCGGAAAGCUUCGAGUGUGUGACGGUGUACUUCAGUGACAUCGUGGGCUUCACCGAGCUAUGCGCUGCCUCCACUCCCAUGCAAGUGGUCGACCUUCUCAACGACUUGUAUAGUACUUUCGACAGGAUUAUCGGAUUUUAUGACGUUUACAAGGUGGAGACAAUUGGAGAUGCAUACAUGGUGGUAUCGGGGUUACCAGAACGUAACGGCGAUUUGCAUGCCAGGGAGAUUUGCCUGAUGGCGCUAGCUGUGGUGGAGGCUGUACGUACUUUUGUGGUCAGGCAUCGUCCGACUCAUCGGCUCGAGGUGCGUGUGGGCGUCCACUCUGGGCCUGUGUGCGCGGGAGUUGUCGGAGUGAAGAUGCCACACUACUGUCUGUUCGGAGACACUGUGAACACAGCCAGCAGGAUGGAGUCUACUGGACACCCUCUGAGAAUUCAUCUAAGCGAGAAUACGCGAGCUCUUUUGGAUCAAUGGGGGACUUUCGUGGUGGAGAGGCGGGGAGAAGUGGAACUAAAAGGUCGUGGCCGCAUGCUGACGCAUUGGCUGCUCCAUUGUUCGGAGCCCGAAGCACUUCCUAUGGCUCAGAGUCCGCAACCAGCUCCGCAAUAUCCGAUACUCUUCCCGGCUAUACCACAGUCCACUAUGACAAUACACACGCCGUAUUUAGUUGUGGAACCGCCCAUUUUGGCUGCGUAAAAUAUCACUAUCUAUUGUAUAAACACGUCACAAUUAGAUAAUUUAUAUAUAUAAAUACUGGCUGAACAGAAUAACUGUAUCCAUAUAUCGCCUUUAGACUACUACUCGUAUUUUGUUUAUUUUAAACGCAAUUUCAUCAUACUAUCAUCGAUCAUGUGUUUAUGCCAAAUACCGAUAGUAAAUUAAAGUCAAAGUCAUUAAACGAAAAUGCAAAACUUUUAGAAACAUUUUAGAAACUAUUAAACGAAAUUAUGAUUGAAAUACGAAAAUAAGAGAAAUAUGUUCCAAACGAUAUCUAACAAAAAAAUUAAAUAAAGUAAAAUCACAGGAUAAACUUAUUCUAGAUCCUAAAGAAACUGGCUUUUUAUCUUCCAAGAAUAUUACAACAUCAAGCUUUUUAUAGAUUGCAUUAAGUUACAUAGCUCAUUUACUUGUUGUAGCGCCUUAAGGCAGCGUUAAUUAAAAAUCUAACGACACGCUUUGAAAUAAGAUAGUUAGAAACAACGAUAAAAUCUGCAUUUUGCAGCCUGCGAGCAGGAAUGCUAUCAAUUAAUCACUAGAAAGCAACGUUUAGUAUUCCGGCUUCGGUUGUAAAGAUGGAAAGGUUUGUUGGGUAAAUAUAUCGUUGUUUGAUU
This is a messenger RNA of Bicyclus anynana (squinting bush brown), 3560 nucleotides long. RefSeq names its product atrial natriuretic peptide receptor 1. NCBI's taxonomy places the organism in Eukaryota, Metazoa, Arthropoda, Insecta, Lepidoptera, Nymphalidae. Gene Ontology annotation, biological process: cGMP biosynthetic process; receptor guanylyl cyclase signaling pathway; intracellular signal transduction. Bases 55 to 2925 code for a protein of 956 amino acids. The record is from RefSeq and is a predicted model, not a curated record. The transcript has 19 exons. Gene Ontology annotation, molecular function: protein kinase activity; ATP binding; peptide receptor activity. Gene Ontology annotation, cellular component: membrane.